GUUACAUAAUCACGCCGAAAUGGCGGCUAAACAACAGAGAGUGCAUCAUACAAUUCAUUGGUUUCGUAAAGGACUACGGCUUCACGAUAACCUUUCCCUUAAGGAAGCUUGUGAAACAAGUUUAACGCUCAGACCAGUGUACUUUAUUGAUCCAGAUUAUGUGAAGCAUGGAAACAUGGGAUUCAAUCGAUGGAGAUUUCUGAUUCAGUCUCUCGAUGACUUGGACAACAAUUUGAAGAGUUUAGGGUCGAGGUUAGACAAAUUUAGAGAUAUUCCGUACCUUCAUACCUUUUAGAACAAAGAAAAAAUAAUUAAAUAUCUUUUUUUCGUGCAAAAAAAAAAAAAAAUGGCCAAACCAAGUGGUAUCAGCCCAGAUAAAUAGAUUCCAUGUUGCUGUGCAUCUUGUAGCUGAUCAGAGAUGACACCAAAAUUUUAUAAUAAUAAAAAUGAGGUAUAUGAGACACAGCCGAGUGUUUUUUUUACCAAAUUUUGACGUCUCCAGUGACCUGUUGCAGAACAGACCCACGGCAGCAUGGAAUCUACUUGUUCUGCACAAUAAAGAAACAACUUUUUGUUACUGGUUACAUCAUCUAAAAGUAUGUUUCUGUCCUCCUACACAUUAUAAGGAAGAAUCAGUUAGAAUAUUUGUAUUAUUCAGCUUUCUAUAUCAUAUUGAAUAAAUCAAUGAGUGAUAUCAGUAAUUACUGACUGUAUUUUGUUUAUGAUAGUUUUAGCUGAUUUUUGAGACCAGCUCAAUGAUCUUCCUAUUUUUUUUUCCAUUAUUCCUUUUUUUAUCAUAGGUUAUUUGUUAUUCAGGGGAAGCCUGAAUUGGAAUUACCUAAACUUUUCAAAGCAUGGAAGAUCACAAAAUUGACAUUUGAAUUUGAUCAUGAGCCUGAAGGAAGGCAAAGAGAUGCAAAGGUUCAUGAACUUGCUACCAAAGCUGGAAUUGAAGUUGAAACAAGAGUCUGCCACUCACUUUAUGACUUGGAUAAGUAAGUGACAAUCUUAAAAAUUUUAAAAAGUUACAUUUUGCUUGACUACCCUUUACACCAAAAAUAUACGGAUGAACACUUUGCCUUGCUGAAAAUACUCUGAAAAGGGCCAAAAAAAAUUAAACUUGGACAAAGGAAAUUAGAUACUUCAAACUAGACCUCUCAUUAAAAGUCACAAACAAGAGACAAACUCAGUACUUUGGUCAUCAAUUAGACUAAACAAAGCUGUCUCGCUAAAGUAAGUUCCAAAAGUGAGUGUGCAGUGACUGUAGGGUGAAGUUUGCAUUGUGUUCUACUCAUGGUACUCUGUACAGAUAAAGCACUUUGUCUAGUGACAGAUAGAAUCUACUGUCCACAAGUUUUAUUGCAGAAACUCUCCCCUUUCUCAAGAAUUUUGUUGGAAUUUGAAAAUCAGGACUCAAGAAUAUGAAAGCUAUGAAUAAACUUCUGUGAGAUGGGUGUCUGGAAUUCUUUUGCCAGUCAUAAAUCUACAUGUUGUAAUAGGCAAUUACUGAUUUAAUCUUCUUUCAGGAUUAUUGCCAAGAAUGGUGGAACAGCCCCCCUAACCUACAAGAAGCUUUGUUCAGUGGUGGCAUCACUGGGGUCACCUUUGAAGCCUAUUCCCACAGUAGACAAAAGUACUUUUGAUGGCUGCUCUACUCCAGUGGGUAAAGGAAAUGAGUACCAGCUGCCAACACUUGAGGAGCUGGAAAUUGAAACACCUGAAGAGUCAAGUACAGUCCUUUUCCCUGGUGGGGAGUCAGAAGCUCUUAGACGACUUGAUGAACAUAUGCAGAAAGAGGUCUGAAAGUUUUUCUCAAUUAUAAUUAAAUGCUCAUACAGAGUUUCAUGUUUAUCUUAUAUUUAAUGAGAUCGAAAGUUUCUUAGAGGAUUAAACUUGAAUUGGUUGUAGUUUGUUGGUAUCUUCAACCUGUCAGGUAAUGAACCUUACUUAUAGGGAAAGGACACACCCUUCAAAAACCAACAUCAAGUGUCACAAGCUAGGCCCUCUGCUGGAAUCCCCAGAGUAAGGGGAAGAGAGGGCAACCAAGGAACACCUGAUGUUCCUCGAUCAGGAUGGUCUUAGUCUAUAAAGAAUAAACCUAGAGGGCAAACUGAGAGAAAAGAUCUUAAUCUAAUUUGCUUCCCUUGAACAAAUACAGUUCUGCUUAACAUCAUUCCUCUGAAAUGAAACCUUUUCUCUGGGAAUUCAUCAGUUGCAGCAACAAGUAAUGGUUUAUUUUGGAUAGGUCUUUGCAUGUUCAACGAGACUAUCAUCUUGUAGAUAUCAUUUAUUUAUUCUGCUUCCCUUAAAGUUGAUCACGUUUUCCUGCAGGACUGGGUGAACAAGUUUGAGAAGCCUAACACAUCACCCAAUUCUCUCCAACCCAGCACUACUGUUCUUAGUCCAUAUGUGAUGUUUGGCUGUCUCUCAGCAAGGCUGUUUUAUCACAGACUGUCUGAUGUGUAUUCGAGAGUAAGUCAUCAUAUCAGGUUCCGCCUUUAGCUGUCAGUUGAAAUGUGUAUGAUCAUUCUAGAGAUGACAUCAGUUAUUGGUAAAUUAUUGAAGAUUGUAAUGUAUAGGAGACAACUGAUAAAGGGGAAGCUAUAGAAUUCAGUGUUUGUCUGUAAAAAAAUUGAACCUAGAAAGUGAAUUUAAAUUUAAGCUUACCUUCUCUGAAGUUUAAGGCAAUGGAACUUUCAGAUCUUUCUUUUAAUGUUAUCUAUCAUAUGAAACAAUGAAACAAUUGAAAGAAAUUGAAAGUGGUGAGAUUCCUUUUAAUUGACCAGGUGCAGAACUAUUGACAAAACUACUUUUUCUAUUCAGGCGAAGAAACACUCUAACCCACCAGUUUCCCUACAUGGACAGCUCCUGUGGCGGGAAUUCUUCUAUACAGCAGCAUAUGCUACACCUAACUUUAACAAAAUGGAGGGCAAUCCAGUCUGUUUGCAAAUUCCAUGGAACAAUAACCAAGAGUUUAUCCAAGCUUGGUCUGAAGUAUGUAUUGUUCAUAGUGCCAGAUUAAUUCACUCCCUUUAGGCUCUGGAAUAGAUUUAGACACAACACAGGUAACAAAUAAGCUACUAAAAGUUGUGCAUACUGGUAUAUGUACCUAGAAGAAUUAUUGAUACUGAAGAAAAAUAUCCUUAGGUUCAGUUUAAAUUGUGCUCUCCAUAAUUUUUGCAUGAUUUUGCUGAUGAUCACCAACCAAAGAAGCUCUUGAUUAUUGAACAAAUUCUCCUUGUCAGAAUCCUAGGAAGUGUUUAAAGAGUAGUAUGGAGAAUAUGCAUUCUGAUGUUAGGGAGUUAAAGGGUUAAACCCAUUAGGAAUUAGCAAUUGAAAGCUGUAGCAGACAGUUUUAGAGUGAAAAUUUGCAGAAAAUUAUAGUAGGUCCUUUGUAAUUUGUUUCAUCACAGGCACGCACUGGAUAUCCUUUUAUUGAUGCCAUCAUGACUCAACUAAGGAGAGAGGGUUGGAUUCAUCACUUGGCACGUCAUGCUGUAGCUUGUUUCUUAACAAGAGGAGACUUGUGGAUUAGUUGGGAAGAAGGACUGAAGGUGCAGUAGAAAUCAGUGCUUCUAUAUAAGAGAAUCUCCAUAGUGUGGAAUAAAUUAAGAGAGGAAACAGAGACUCAGAAAAUUUUCUUCCUUCCACAAGUUACUGUUGAUGAGUCCUAACUUGAAAGGCAUGAAUUAUUGAGGUAGCUGCUAAUUGUGGUCAAUAGCAUUCAUGACAGUUACAAGCUGCUAUAACUUUUCAGUUGCAUUAUUUUACUGUGGCAGGUGUUUGAGAAGUUACUUCUUGAUCAUGACUGGAGUUUAAAUGCUGGCAACUGGAUGUGGCUGUCUGCAAGUGCAUUUUUUCAUGCUUACUUCAGGGUUUACAGCCCCAUUGCAUUUGGUAAGAAAACAGACCCUAGUGGAGAUUAUAUCAAGUGAGUGUUUUCUUUACACUUUUUUUCAAACAUUAAGUCAUUAUCUUAACGUUUAACACUUUCCUCAGAGAACAGAGUGUAUUCAAAAGGAAAUUCACUGGAAUUGUUUUUGCAAUUUAUAAAUACUAUUUACAAGAAACUAUUUAAACUUGACAUAUUCGGGGUAAACAGCAAAAUCAGUAUUCCUUUGAUUUUUACAUGAAGCUACUUCAUCUAGGACAGAAACUUAGUAAUUCAAUCUCAAAUGAGAAUUCCUCUUUUUGUUAAAAAGGAAAUACAUUCCAAUUUUGAAGAAAUAUCCACCCAAGUACAUCUAUGAGCCCUGGACUGCCCCAGUGAGCAUACAGAAAACAGCAGGAUGUGUGAUCGGGAAAGAUUAUCCAUGUCCAAUUGUGGAUCACAAAGAAGUUGUAAAGAUCAAUAUCGCACAGAUGAAAAAAGCCAGAACAGAACGUGAUGGUGAUACUGGUAUGGAGGAAGGUAACACGUGUCUGAUAGAAUUUAGGGCUACACAAUGAUUAUUUUUGUUGGUCACAUAAUCUUAGUUUCAGAACAUUUUGUGGGAAAUUUGUUGUUCCCUUUCCUUAGUAUCUUCACAAACAUUGCAAAUAUCAGAAUUGAUAUGCCACAGGGAAGAAAAAAAAGGGGAAAUCAAGGGUACAUCUGCCAUUAUGGUUACUGUAAUAGGAUUCUGCUCCUUCCUUUAGAGCACUUCUCAACAGUGUCUGGAAACCGUAACCUGUAAGACUAAAAAGAAAAUGCAUGUGGUCAAUGCAAAGGGCAGGAGGGUGUAUGUUCCCUAGCAUCCACUGAUUUGUAAAGAAGAGGCUAAAAUAUUUUAGCUAGUUUCGGAGCAUUGUAGAUAGAUGCCAAGCAGUACCUAGGAUAAGUUUCUUUGAGAUAUUCAAUGGAAAACUGCUCUCACUGGAAGUGAUUAUGGUGUCUUCUUAAGAACUCUUACUUUGUACACAGCACCAUAUGUAUUCAAUUUCCUAUUCAUUCUUGUUAUGAUGAUCCUUCUCUCAAUACAUUAAUUUUUCUGGUGGAUGGGCUUUAUUGACUUGAAUCUUGUUUGUCGUUACAUUAUACAUGUAGGCUCUUCAGAGGAAAAGAAAAGCUCACCAGGGAAAAAAAGGAAGACUAACAAAGAAGCCCCACCAAGCAAGAGGUCAAGAAAAAUUACAGAGUUUUUGAAAACCUGAUGAGGCUUUUGUGAUACCCACAGGCACAAGUCAGGAAUUUAUAAGGUGGCACCACGAAUUGCUCUUUUCUCCACUGACUCUCUUAGGUAAUGCCACAGUUAUCUAUGUUUAGAGCUUUGUCUCCUUCUUAUGUAAGGUUUUAAUGCAGCUAGGUCUGUCUAACAGAUGUUGCUUUUUAGACUCAAUGUCUCAUGUAAAGUUUCUUUUAGUUGUCAAUGACAACUUUUAAACUACUCUUCGUAUUGUUAGAAAUUGUACUUUACCUUUUGAAUAGUUUUAUGUUCUGUAACAUUACAAGUUGAAUAAAGUUUUACCCAACC
Pocillopora meandrina is the source of this 5453-nucleotide messenger RNA. The record is from the annotation of a GenBank genome assembly. NCBI's taxonomy places the organism in Eukaryota, Metazoa, Cnidaria, Anthozoa, Scleractinia, Pocilloporidae.